GGCCGUCAGGACGGUCAGGUACGGGCAACUUGAAUUACCCACGUGCACCUAGAUAGUACUAUUGCCUUAUUACUUUUUCUUCCCGCUUCCCGCUUCCCGUUUCUCCUUCCCGCAGGGAUAUAAUGUACUAGGUAAUAACCACAAGGUUUACCGAAACGACGUCAUGAACCAUCCAAUGAAGAACUUCGAACACUGAACACUUGCAACUUGUAAACGAACAAGUACAAGUAACUUACCAUAAUACCCAACCAACCCCAACUUCAACCUUAAAGAAAAUAAAAGAAACACAGCCACGCCGCCUAAGUGAACGCCCAUCGUCGUUGUCCCGUCUGUCAAAUAUCGGCCAAAGGCUGUGCUGGCAAAUCAAUUCCUUUUCUACCUUCCCCACGCUCAUCGAUGCAGAGCAAAAAACAUCAUCAUGUCGUCCCAGGCUCACAAGGACCACGAAGCAGAAGUGCGAUCGUGGGGCUUUAACCAUGUCUUCACAUGGACUGAUGGCCCCAAUGCGCACUACCGGCCACAUUCCCACGCUGGCCUGACAACGCAUCUGAUCCUCGACGGCCAGCUCACCAUCACGUACCCCCAGGACCCCAGUCCCGGGAAGGAGACGUACACCGUCGGUGACCGCAUCGACGUCGGCGCCGGCCGCGUCCACGAAGUCUGGAUCGGCGGACAGGGCUGCACGUAUGUCAUUGGUGAAUGAACCUGGACUACAUUACAUACCUAGCUACUAGGAAGGCGA
Molecule: messenger RNA, 742 nt
Organism: Hypoxylon fragiforme
Lineage: Eukaryota; Fungi; Ascomycota; Sordariomycetes; Xylariales; Hypoxylaceae
Exons: 3
Coding region: 419-703 (94 amino acids)
Source: RefSeq, a predicted model, not a curated record